AUGACAAAUAGAAUUGAAGAGCUCUACAAAAUUUAUGAGAAUCUUACCAAAGAAAUGGAGCUUAAACUUAUAAAGGAGAAUGAUCAAAUUGAGUAUAAUGACUCUGAGGAAUUUGCCUGUACUAUAAAUAAUCCUAUAAGUAUUAAAACAAAAGGGCGAAAUUCCAAAAGAAUUAAAGGAUUCAAUGAUAAAGUAAGAAAAUGUGGAAUUUGUAACUCAAAAGGUCAUAACAUAUAUACUUGUCUAAGUUUAGCUGAAUCCUAUAAUUCAGAAGACAAUUCAGAAAAAAAUGAUUUAGAAGACAAUUCAGAAGAAAAUAAUUUAGAAGAAAUCAACAUUAAGUAUAAAUCUAUAAACAAUUUGAAUUUCAUAAGUAUGUCAAAGUUAUUAGAUUGGUGA
Racocetra fulgida is the source of this 399-nucleotide messenger RNA. Lineage: Eukaryota; Fungi; Glomeromycota; Glomeromycetes; Diversisporales; Gigasporaceae. The record is from the annotation of a GenBank genome assembly.